GACGCAAUCACGUCAGACCGUUCCCCGGAUGAAGCCGAGUUGUUAUGACAACGACGGUCAACGCACACCAAACGCUUGAAGAGUUUGAUUCAUGGACGCCGGGGCGAGCGCGUACCUUAUAAGACCGAAUUAUAAAGACAAGUUCAAGGCGGUUCUGGCGAAAGAGUGUAUAGGAGAAAUCCUGCGGGAGCAGCUGUAUGGAGCGCAGUAUGAUCCGGAGGAGGCUCCCGCGUUAUCCAGAGCUCUAGCAGACUCCAUUAAAAACAAGCUGCGAGAUGUGGGCUUUGACAGAUACAAGCUCGUCGUGCAGGUGGUCGUUGGAGAGCAGCGUGGCGAGGGAGUCAAGAUGGCUGCACGCUGCUUCUGGGAUGCAGAUACAGACAGCUAUGCUCAAGAUAUAUUUAUGAAUGACAGCUUGUUCUGUGUGGCUGCUGCGUUUGGUGUGUAUUAUUACUGAAGACACA
This is a messenger RNA of Cyprinus carpio (common carp), 464 nucleotides long. RefSeq names its product dynein light chain Tctex-type protein 2B (gene dynlt2b). The transcript has 5 exons. The coding region runs from base 92 to 457 and encodes 121 amino acids. Gene Ontology annotation, molecular function: dynein intermediate chain binding. Gene Ontology annotation, biological process: microtubule-based movement. Gene Ontology annotation, cellular component: cytoplasm; cytoplasmic dynein complex. NCBI's taxonomy places the organism in Eukaryota, Metazoa, Chordata, Actinopteri, Cypriniformes, Cyprinidae. The record is from RefSeq and is a predicted model, not a curated record.